AUGGCUCUUCGAUCCUACUCCCCCAGCGUGGAGAACUACCGGAGUGUUUUAAUUACAUGUGCUUGCCUUACCACGUGGACUGUGUUUCGGUGCUCCGCCAUCUUGCCGACCUGUGUGGAACUGAUACGACAGCUACUCCAUACACCCCACUCGAUGAAGUACAUGCUAGGAGUAUGUUCUCAAUACACACAGAACCCAACCCCAAAUCCCAUCAGUUUGGGGAGUACACAGGCAACGGAUAAGGUGGAGGAAACCCAAACACCUUUUGGAUAUGAUUGUUCAAACAUAUGGAUAAGAAACCCAAAGUCUACCACUGGGAUUUACACAAUAAAACCUACCGGAGCCAAUUCAACUAUCCAGGUGUUCUGUGAAAUGAAUGAUGAUGGCGGUUGGACCCUUAUCCAGAAACAUGAUGGACAGGAUAAUCUACCAUUUGAUAGAUCCUGGUAUGACUACAAACAGGGAUUCGGAAACAUAUCAGGUGAACACUGGCUUGGACUGGAUAAUAUAUAUCUGCUGACCAAUCAGGAGAAGAGGAUCUCAGAACUACGUGUCAGCCUUGGUGACUUUGCUGGAUCUGAAGCCUUUGCGGGCUAUAGCACUUUUAACAUAGAUCCUGAAAGCAAGUUCUAUAAGCUGUCACUCGGUAACUAUUCUGGGAAUGCAGGUGAUGCUUUCAGGGGACAAUGCUCGGCCACAAAUCAGGAUGGAAGCCUUUUUAGCACAAAGGAUAAAGACAAUGACAAUUGUGAUGCUUGUAGGGUGGGUGAUAUGGCUUUCAGGAGCUGUAGUAAUGAUCAAUUCAAGUCUGGCUGGUGGUUUAACAGCUGUGGGAUUGCAGAUCUGAAUGGCCAAUGGCGUACAAAUGGAGAACACAUUGGCUGGGCUUCUGCUGUGUCCUGGAAAACAUGGAGAACCCUGGAGUCUCUGAAGUUCAGUAAGAUGUCUGUAAGACACAACUAGUAUAUGUGUGAGAAAUCAAAGCUAUUCAUUACUGUAUGUUCCUGUGAUGUAAUAAAGUGGACUUUAACUGAUCAGGCCAAUGUGCAGCCUCCCAGACCUCCCAGUUUGACACUGAGUGAAAAUUACUGAAAUGAUUAAUGUACCUUUAUGUG
Messenger RNA from Spea bombifrons (plains spadefoot toad), 1115 nucleotides. RefSeq names its product angiopoietin-related protein 5-like. NCBI's taxonomy places the organism in Eukaryota, Metazoa, Chordata, Amphibia, Anura, Pelobatidae. The transcript is spliced from 7 exons. The record is from RefSeq and is a predicted model, not a curated record. Bases 1 to 963 code for a protein of 320 amino acids.